UCGUAGUCAGCAGUAUAACACUGCAGUACGUGGCGGUUGCAACAAAAUGUGUAUAUAACUUUAUAAAAAUCACACCGCGCUUUUGUGUACCUACUUAUUUCUUAUACCUAUAUUAUGUAAAAUAUAAGUGCAUUUGAUUCGUAAAAUCCGUCACCACCGCCUCCACAACGUGCGAAUUAUGGUGUUCGUUAUCGGCAAUUAUUUUUUUUUGUGUUUAUUAAGACUUUGUGUAUACAUAAUAUUAUAUAGGUAGGUAUAAAAUACACACCUGUUAUACGAUUUUCAUCGUGACGGAUUUUGUAUAACUUAUUAUUUUAUUAUGUUAAACUUGAUUUACUGACUACUAAAGUUUUACUAUAUAUAGUUUUUAUAGCCACCAGUGUUAUGGAAAUAUUCUUACCCUGAACAGCUCCGCGUUGUGGUGGAAAGAAAUGAAGCGCAAACAGCACGAAAUUGACAUGAGUGGAGGUGGCGGUGGUGGUGGGCUGGCGAGCCGGUGAACAUCGGUCGCAGAUGGAACGACAGAGGCGCUUGCACGUCGUGGUCUCCUUGGAAACGUUAACCGAAGCCAUUUUCGGGCCAAUAACUAUACGUCAUCCGGGUUCACACGGAGUCGUAAACUGGCGAGAACACUACUCAUUCUGCACAUGUCUCACGACUGUUGUAUUUGCACGACCGAUAAUAUGCGACCUCCAGUUCAUACGGAGCUGGAUAUUUAUUUGACGACGUAGGCGAGAGACGUCUAAACUAGUGUUUCACGACUAAACCGUUCGUGUUCACUCCUUCACUCCAAUAUGCCGGAUGUAACAAUGCCGAGCUAGAUGCUGAAAUCGAAAAUAAUCCGACAACCACACAAACAAUCCUCAAAGAGGAUGUAAUAAAAGACAACGUUGAAAAAGAUAGUCAACUGGCUGAGAAAUCCGGAAAUACAGCCGUAACAUUUAGUGACUUUUUCAAAUCAAUGAAGUCGAAAAUUGUCGAUUUAGAUGAAGUGGUAGUUAAAUGUGAACCCAAAAAGAAGUCCAUGUCCAAAAUACCAAAAUUUGGUUUUGAUCCUGCAGCAGAUCCUGUGUUUGGCUUAUGUAUGAUCAAUCCAUUGUUAUCGUCUCAGACAAUUCAAGAUAGAAUGAUUGGCAAAAUACCAGUACCCGUCAGCCAAGUAAAAAAUCAUCUCAAGUCUGCAGACAAUUCUGAUUGGGUUGUAGCUGGCGUUUUAGUAAACAAAUCUCUUCCCAAGACUUCACAGAAAGGUUCUACUUUUAGCAUAUGGAAGAUAAGUGACUUAAAAGCAGGUAUGAGUACUGUUACAAUAUUUUUAUUUGGCCGGUCACAUGCUGACUUAUGGAAAACAGACAUAGGAUUUGUUGUUGGAAUAUUGAAUCCAAAAGAAAUGGAUGGUAAAGAUAAGAAGGAUGAAGUAGUAUUAUCCAUAAAUAGUGGUGACCAAGUGAUGCUGUGGGGCAGAUCCAAAGAUUAUGGGACUUGUAAAGGAAUUAAGAAAAAUGGAGAUAAGUGUGAUAUGUUUGUAAACAUCAAUAACUGUGACGUUUGUACAUUUCAUGUAAAACGAGAAUAUAUCAAGCAUUGUAGUCAAAGAGCAAAUAUUGGAAAUUCUAGACCAACAGCUGCCCACAGUUUACGAGAUAAAGUAUUGGGAAAAAACGAGGUAUUUUAUGGUGGUCAAAGUUUUGUAUCUACUAAAUCUAAUCAUUCAAAGUUGAUGAAAGAAGACCAAGUUAAGCUUCAACGAUUGAAUUUGGCUAAAAAGCCUGCAUUAGACCCAAUUGAAACUCAUACCACACCUCGUACAACUAUUGCUAAUCGUCGAGCUACCGCUAUUAAAGGCUUUGUUAAUGAUAUAAAAAACAAUGAAAUUAGUGGAUCAGGAAAAAAAAAUAUUGAUCAUAAAGAAGCUCAAAAAAUGUGUACAUUCAAAGAAAUUUUAGGUAGCUCAGCAAAUCUUAAAAACUUUGGAUCUAUGCAUCCAAAGUGUGCCAAAGUAAAUGCAUUAAACUGGAUUAAAUCACAUGGGCCAAUCCAAAAAGAAAAUCCCAAUUUAUUUGAAAAAAGUAAGGGUGGUGGUAAAAAAAGAAAAUUACCUGAAGAUAUUGUUUUAGAUAUAGAACAAAAAAAAAAAGUUGCUAUUGAAGAAAAAGUUUCGCCAAGAUUUUUGGAGCUAAUGAAAGCUACAUCUCAGAACCAAGAUCUUAUUGAUACAGCUCAGCAAGAAGCUGAAAACAAAUAUUUUGAUCAAAUGGAUAAAAAAGAAAAAAUGGAAUACAAAAUGAUGAACACAUAUAAGGUGCCAUGCAAAGCUGUACGUUGUUUAGUAUGCAAGUAUACUUGGUUUUCAGCAUCUGAAUGGUGUAAAACUGAAAAACAUAUGUUGCGUGUACUUGAUGCUACUAAAAGAUUUUUCAAAUGUAAUGAUUGCAACUCAAGAAUUGCUUGUUUGACAAUGUUUCCUUUGAUUUCAUGUAAAAAUUGUAAUGGUUCCAAAUGGGAAAGAGCUCCAAUGAUGGGUCACAAAAAAGUUGAAGAAAUUCAUUUAAGUAUUCGUGGAGACGAACAAACGUUCUUGAGCUCUAUGCAACCUAAACUUAGUAUGAGUUUAAUGGUAGCAGAAGAAGAUUGAUCAAUAAUAAAAUGAGUUCAUAUUCCUCUUGCAAAUGUAUUGUUUAAUCGAGAAGUUAUUUCACAAUUUUGAGUAAUAUGAAAUAUUUAAAAUAAUUAUUAGACUAUAUUCUGUAAUACAUUGGUUUAAUUUUAUGCGUAUAUGGAAUAUAUUUAUACUUGAACGAAUUAUUACUUAAAUUAUAAUAUUAAAAAACUGUAAUGAAUGUAUAUAAAUUAUUUUUUAUUCAUAUCAUAGAUUAUAGGCAUAUUGAUAUUAUUUUUUUUACCUUCACAAUUUAAAUGUCUGUAUUAAGUUGAAUGCAUUUUCAAUAUUAAUCUUAUUUAUCUUUCAUAAAUUUAAUAAAUCAUUAUUUCUUAUCUUUGUAUAAACAUUUAAAAGUACCUGAAUAUGUAGUACUCAAAUUAUUAUAUUCUUAUAAUUAUUAUUAUGCGGUACACAUAAAACUAUCAGUGGCGUAUACAAGGGGGCGUUGGGUCAUAUCCCCCCGCCAUUGGUUUAUUAUUUUUUGUUUUUGCUUACAUUUUAUGCAGUAUGCACUAUGAUGUAAUAUUUUGUGAUAUUAUGAUUUAUCGAGCUAUUGAAUUUCGACAAUUUUUUCAAUACUAAAUACCAUUAUAAUUUUA
Messenger RNA from Rhopalosiphum padi (bird cherry-oat aphid), 3261 nucleotides. RefSeq names its product protein MCM10 homolog (gene Mcm10). The transcript is spliced from 8 exons. Bases 962 to 2635 code for a protein of 557 amino acids. NCBI's taxonomy places the organism in Eukaryota, Metazoa, Arthropoda, Insecta, Hemiptera, Aphididae. Gene Ontology annotation, molecular function: DNA replication origin binding; single-stranded DNA binding. Gene Ontology annotation, cellular component: nucleus; replication fork protection complex. Gene Ontology annotation, biological process: DNA replication initiation; DNA replication. The record is from RefSeq and is a predicted model, not a curated record.